AUGAUGAUGAUGCCGAUUAUGGCAUUUUGUGUGCUAUGGGCGACACAACUGAACAAGUCGCCCAUAGUUCAUGGGGCCAAUUAUGCAGUGCCGCUAUCGUGGGCCCAUGUCCACAACUUGGUCUUGGUACCCAACUCGGUUCGUCUUUCUUCCCCUCCCCUAUUUGACUCAUCCAACCGGGACGUGGGCCCGCUGCAUGGGCAACCUUCUGCCGCUAAGGCAGCACGAAGAUGUGAAAACACGAAGCCCGGGGCUGACGCAUACAAGCAUACAGGCGCAGUGACAAUUAGUCAUCGGCUGGCCGAUACAUGCUCGCACGACCCCUGGACUGGGCACAGGCUUGAGAUACAGUGA
Messenger RNA from Protopolystoma xenopodis, 354 nucleotides. The record is from the annotation of a GenBank genome assembly. Lineage: Eukaryota; Metazoa; Platyhelminthes; Monogenea; Polystomatidea; Polystomatidae.